Molecule: messenger RNA, 1340 nt
Organism: Heteronotia binoei (common prickly gecko)
Lineage: Eukaryota; Metazoa; Chordata; Lepidosauria; Squamata; Gekkonidae
Gene: LIN37
Product: lin-37 DREAM MuvB core complex component
Exons: 10
Coding region: 459-1208 (249 amino acids)
Biological process (GO): negative regulation of transcription by RNA polymerase II
Cellular component (GO): Myb complex; transcription repressor complex
Source: RefSeq, a predicted model, not a curated record
GGCAGAAUCCCCAGCCCCCGCAAAAAACUACAACUCCCAUGAAACAAUGAAACUUCCACUCUUCAAAAUGGCUGCACCGUUUCCCUUCGUAACCAGAAUCGCUUUUGGUCAUGGUGUCGCCGCUUUCCAUCCAGGGCAAGCUGCCUACAAAUCCCAGCAUGCAAUGCGACAGAGGCGGUUUUUAUGCAUUCGUGCGAACGGAGACUAGAGAAGAGGUGCAGGGGAACGUGGUGGUCGGUCGCUGGGUGCUCGCUGGAGGUCGCUGGGAUUGCACGGGGACGAGUGGAAGGGCGGACGUCCUCACACAAAGCGCCCACCAGCACCUCCCCCCCGGGACAUGGGUUGAUUUGGUCCAGUGGAGCAAGAAAGUCAGACUCUUGUCCCGUUGAAGCAUUUAGUCCUCAAGCUGAUUUUGUGCUGAAAGAGAAACGAACCGGAGAGUCCAGUCUGAGGAGAACAUGUUGCAUGCGAAAGUGAAAAUAGAGAAGCCAGAUCUAGAGACGGCCAGUGCACGAAACCGUCUUGAUGCCGUGCUGCAGUGUCUGCUGGAGAAGAGCGAUGUCGAUCGGGAGCAGAUGGAAGACGACUCCGGAAAGGCAACGUCAGAUGCACUCAGCAAGGACUCGUCACCUACAGCCCCAGGGAAAAGGCCCUCAGCUAGAUUUUCCCAUCACCGCCGAAAGAAGAGGAAGGAGACGGAUGACAGUCUUGCUGAGGGUGGACAGCAGAAGCAAAAUACUUAUGUCAUCAAGCUGUUUGACCGGAGCGUGGACCUUGCGCAGUUCACUGAGAGCACCCCGUUGUACCCCAUCUGUCGGGCCUGGAUGCGCAAUAGCCCCAUGGUGCGGGAGCAGGAGCGGUCUCCCAGUCCCACUCUGCCCCCCUUGCAGGAGGAUGAAGAGGGCACUGAGGACCUGAACGGGAAGGGUCAGGACAUCUACAAGCUGCCACCUCCGACCCCCUGCCCAACAAACCCCUCGGGGGAUCCCGUCAACCUGCGUAUCCCUUCUCCGAUGGAGCCUGAGGAAGAAUCAAAAGUAGUUGUUGACACGGGUCCCGAUUCAGUGCCAUCCAUGUCCUCCCUCAUCUACAAGAACAUGGAACGAUGGAAAAAGAUUCGACAGAGGUGGAAGGAGGCCUCGCACAAGAACCAGCUGCGCUACACAGAGAGCAUGAAGAUCUUGAAGGAGAUGUAUGAGCGGCAGUGACGGAGGAUGCGUUUGGUUUGCACCUGAAUUCCUCACUGUUGCCCCCUCAUUCUUUUGAGUCCCUUAUUCUGCCAGAAUCCCUCGCUUUCUGGGUUAUUGGGAGUUGAUCAAUAAACCCAGUAUUUGGAGUAA